GAUGCUUCUCAGCGACGGGAGCGAGUGGUGCAGACCCCCCACCCCACCCCCACCCCUCGCAGGAGCCAUCUCUCGGGAUUAUUUUCGCCUCGCACGGUAUUGACGGACCGAGGAUUCCCAGACAUGUGGGCUUCUCGUGAGAGUCAGCUGCAAGUGGACAGGACGACAGGGAGCGCAUUGUGAGAGAAGAAGAAGAAGAAGAAGAGAGACUUCGGGGAAACAGGACAGCCCGGAGCGUGGAGCUCAGCGGAUGUCGGGAUCUCUAAAUGGCACAGAAAGAACGAGUAACAACAUAUUCUUUGAUUAAUUAAAACAAAAGAGAGAGAGAGAGAGAGAGAGAGAGAGAGAGAGAGAGGCGCGAAAAGCACAGUUUGCGAUGAAGUGAGUGGAAGCUCGGCAACUUCGCCAUGAAAUCAGUGUUCUUCAGCCGCUUCUUCAUCCUGCUGCCUUGGGUCCUAAUAGUCAUCAUCACGAUUGAUAUCGACAGCAAAAGAACCAUCUGGACUCCGGGCGGUGUUCCGCGCAACAGGGCGCAGUGGGCGGGCCGAACACCUGGGCUCGGCGGUCCUAAGAGCCAGCCUGCCCUGCCGGUCAUCUACGCCAUAACUCCCACUUACACGCGCCCGGUGCAGAAAGCCGAGCUGACGCGACUGGCGCACGCUUUCCGCCAGGUCCCCCAGUUGAACUGGAUCGUGGUGGAGGACUCCACGGGGCGCACGGAUCUGGUGAGCCGCUUCUUGGCUCGGUGCGGGGUGCCUUACACGCACUUGCACGUCUUCACGCCGCGCAGGUUCAAGCGCGCCGGGAUGCCCCGUGCCACCGAGCAGAGGAACGCGGCCCUGGGGUGGCUCCGGCAACACCGGACACGCCGAGACACGGGGGUGGUCUUCUUUGCGGACGACGACAACACUUACAGCCUGGAGCUGUUUGAAGAGAUGCGGAACACUCGAGGUGUGUCUGUGUGGCCAGUCGGGUUUGUGGGUGGCAGAGCAUAUGAGCGCCCACUAGUGUCAGGGGGCAGAGUUGUAGGCUGGUACACUGGCUGGAGACCAGACCGUACCUUUGCCACUGACAUGGCAGGUUUCGCUGUGAACCUCCAGGUGAUCCUGGCGAAUCCAAGGGCACAGUUCAAGAGACGGGGAUCCCAGCCAGGAAUGCAGGAGUCCGACUUCCUCAAGCAGAUCACAAAAGUGACGGAGUUGGAGCCCAAGGCCAACAACUGCACGCGGGUUAGUGGGAGGGCCCUGCUGGUUGUAUCGAGAGUGAAUGCGAUGGAGCUUCAUACUGAAGUUCAGUAUCUGAACCUUCUAUGGUUUUUAGUAUGCAGACAUCCAUUGACCAAUUUUCUACACUGCUGGUCCUCAUUAGGGUGGAGAUGUAUAGAUUUCUUUGCAUUAGGUUGGAACUUUUCACUGUGAGGCAGCUAUAAUUAACUGGUACUUCUCUAUCAUCUAAAAUAGAAAAGAAGCGAAAUUUAAGAGAUCACACCUUUGCUGCCGGUUUUAAUUGGACAGGCAAUGUAUUUUUUUUCAGAGAUUUCUUCUUUGUAUCUUAAGUGUACAAAAAAUGCAAUCACUGUAUUAUAAAAUGUAAUAAUGCAAUGUAAUAACAAUAAAUGAUGACCUUAGAUCAUUUGACUAAUGUGUAGCGGAAGAUUGCUGACUAGAGUUCAGAGGUGAGUCUCUUCACAUUACAAUUCAAAAGAGCUUACUGAGCAAUGUACGGUACAUUCCAUUCCUCUUUCAUGGUUAUUGUCGACAUACUGUAGUCAUAUUGUACUGAGAUGCCCGAACAGCAAUGUUGUAUUGCUACCACUUCAUCAUAUUUCUUGUCUUCAGCAUCACUGGUGGCAAAAAAAAUAAUAGAGGACUACUGUAUAAUGCACGACAGCAGUUUGAACGCGAGGAUUUACAUUUGAGGCAUAUAUUUCUUUUUAAAAAUGUUUGUUUGAACUCCGAAUUGCACAACUUUGAGGGCAUUUAAAUGUAGAGGUUCCAUUUUAUGACAUCUUGUUGAAUCCAAAGUUCCACUCAGAUUAGAAUGGAAACACAGUGACAAAGCACAUUCAGCUAUACAUAGUGUUGUGACAUUCAGGGCAGCUUGC
Messenger RNA from Phycodurus eques (leafy seadragon), 2104 nucleotides. RefSeq names its product beta-1,3-glucuronyltransferase 2 (glucuronosyltransferase S) (gene b3gat2). The transcript is spliced from 3 exons. The record is from RefSeq and is a predicted model, not a curated record. NCBI's taxonomy places the organism in Eukaryota, Metazoa, Chordata, Actinopteri, Syngnathiformes, Syngnathidae. Gene Ontology annotation, cellular component: Golgi membrane. Bases 408 to 1418 code for a protein of 336 amino acids. Gene Ontology annotation, molecular function: galactosylgalactosylxylosylprotein 3-beta-glucuronosyltransferase activity. Gene Ontology annotation, biological process: chondroitin sulfate proteoglycan biosynthetic process; carbohydrate metabolic process.